CUAUAUUUUAUUCUUGAAUUCAAGACUUUCGAUGUUCCUCGGAACAAGUCAACCGCGGUUACGUACAAGUUGUUUCUACAUUGAAUUUGUGUAAGAUGGGAAGGACAGAAAAAGAAGACCAAGAAUCAUGGAGAACUAUGAUUACUUCAAGAUGUUCGGUUUUAACCGGAAGUUCAAGAUUUCUGAACGGCGGCCACCGCCAGACGUCAUCGACGUCUUCAAUUUGUUCACCAACAGGGACUCGCAGAUGUCCCCACCUCAGUUUCGACGGUUCUUGAUCGGGUAUCAGGGAGAACAAGGGGUUACAAUCGAUGAUGCGGAGCGGAUAAUGGGUCAAGUGCUCCGCCAUUUCCGACCCACCUUCACUCACUGCUCUUUCACUCUUGAUGAUUUCUUCAGAUACCUCUUCCAUGUUGACCUCAAUGGACCCAUCAUCGAUCAGGUACACCAUGAUAUGACUGCACCAAUGCAACAUUACUUCAUAUAUACAGGCCACAAUUCCUACCUUACAGGAAACCAGCUCUACAGUAAUUCUAGUGAAGUACCAAUCAUAAAAGCUCUAGAAAGUGGUGUGAGGGUAAUUGAGCUAGAUUUAUGGCCAAAUAGCGCAAAAGAUGGAAUACAUGUUCUUCACGGCAGGACUAUGACAACUCCAGUAACACUUUCCAAAUGUUUGAAGUCGAUUAAAGAGCAUGCUUUUGUGAAUUCUCCUUAUCCAGUAAUCAUCACCUUAGAGGAUCAUCUUAACUCAAAUCUUCAAGCAAAAGUUGCAAAGAUGGUCACAGAAAUAUUUGGAGAUGUGCUUUACUCCCCAGAGGCAGGGGAUAAUGAUGAAUUCCCUUCACCUGGAGCAUUAAAGUAUCGUAUCAUUCUUUCAACAAAACUACCAAAAGGUUGCGAGGGAUCUAAGCAAUUGGGAGGCGAGAGCUUACCAAAAGUCAGCAGAGAUUCAUCUGAAAAAGAGAUGAAUAGUAAUCAGGACAAUUGUGUGUCCAGCUCGACUCAAGAAUUGUCCCAAUUUCUUGACAUUGAAUUUGAAGACGAAGAUGUCAAAUAUGAACAAAAAGCAUCUCCCGAGUACAAUCAACUCAUUGGUAUCCAUGCUGCUAAAGUAAAGGACGGAUUAAGGAAGGCAUUAAUGGUUGGAUCAGGGAAAGGAAAACGUAUUAGUCUGAGUGAACAAACUCUUGAAAAAGGCGCAUCUCUUUGCGGAACCGAUAUAGUCAGGUUUACUCAAAAGAACAUUCUUAGAGUGUUCCCCAAGGGAACACGGGUCACCUCAACGAACUUCAAACCACUCACUGCAUGGAUGCAUGGCGCUCAGAUGGUCGCAUUCAAUAUGCAGGGAUAUGGCAGAUCGCUGUGGAUGAUGCAUGGAAUGUUUAGAUCUAAUGGAGGGUGUGGUUAUGUUAAGAAACCCGAUUUUCUAAUGACCAAGGGUCCUAAUAACGAGGUGUUCGAUCCAAAAGGAACAUUACCAGUGAAGAAAACUUUGAGGGUGAAAGUAUACAUGGGUGACGGAUGGCGGAUGGAUUUUAGCCACAGUCAUUUUGAUAAAUUCUCACCACCAGAUUUCUACACAAAGAUGUAUAUGGUUGGAGUUCCGGCGGAUGUUAGCAAGAAGAAGACGAGAGUAAUCAAAGAUGAUUGGAUACCCAUAUGGGAUGAGGAGUUUACGUUCUUGUUGAGCGUCCCUGAGCUGGCGUUGCUGAAAAUCGUUGUACGAGAUCAUGAUGUAUCAGAUAAAGAUAAGUUCGGUGGUCAAACAUGUUUGCCUGUGUCGGAGUUGAGAAAUGGGAUUCGAACGGUUCCGCUGCAUAACAAGAAAGGGGAGAAAUUUAAAUCCGUAAAGCUUCUUAUGAAGUUUCAGUUUGAAUAACCAACACCUAUUGCUGCUUAUCCAAUACAUCCUUGAAAGCUUUUUAGAUCUUAUUGUAACUAGACUUCAGCUUUUUCCCUAAACACAGCUUAACUGCAUAACUUUGUACAAUCAAAUUUCUCUAUUCUACAUAUUCAAUG
Cynara cardunculus var. scolymus (artichoke) is the source of this 2019-nucleotide messenger RNA. RefSeq names its product phosphoinositide phospholipase C 6-like. Gene Ontology annotation, molecular function: phosphatidylinositol-4,5-bisphosphate phospholipase C activity. Lineage: Eukaryota; Viridiplantae; Streptophyta; Magnoliopsida; Asterales; Asteraceae. Bases 128 to 1879 code for a protein of 583 amino acids. The record is from RefSeq and is a predicted model, not a curated record. The transcript has 9 exons. Gene Ontology annotation, biological process: lipid metabolic process; phosphatidylinositol-mediated signaling.